This is a messenger RNA of Anoplophora glabripennis (Asian longhorned beetle), 874 nucleotides long. RefSeq lists its product as uncharacterized. NCBI's taxonomy places the organism in Eukaryota, Metazoa, Arthropoda, Insecta, Coleoptera, Cerambycidae. The record is from RefSeq and is a predicted model, not a curated record. The transcript has a single exon. Bases 33 to 830 code for a protein of 265 amino acids.
ACCGAACACCAGGUCCCAUAAAGAACAAAUCAAUGACUGCGGAAAAACUGGUCUCCUCGCAAUCAAUGCUCAUUGAAAAUUACCAAAAGCAACCACCGAGGCCUUUCGGAACCAAAACCCUAGGCCCCCUUCCACACGAAUUUACUCCCACCACGCCAAUACCAGCGCGAACAUCUGUGAAAGCGUCCUCUAUAACUUACCCCCAACUGACCAACUACAGAAACAAUUACCAGCCGAAGAAUAUACAGGAAAUUAUAGGUUAUAUGAACAAUCAAGCGUCCCAAGACGUAGACAUUCAGGAUUUCUCCAAAGAACGCCAAGCAACGAACCAAGAAGGGUUCAAACAAACCCUGAAUUCUUCAGGCUUCACCAACGCUGAUCCUUUUUACACUUAUAAGCCUACCGACCCCAGCGACAUUAAUCUGUUAGCCACUGCUAGCUUCAGGUUUGCCCCUCCAGUGUGGAAAAACUUCAGGAAGUUGUACCAGCAACCCAUGCAGCAGCCGAAUACUCAGCAAGUGGAAACUUCUAACAUACAAGAAACUGUCAAAAACUUCGCCAAACCUUUUGUUGUCAAUCUCAACAUCUUCCCAAUGGAGGAUCAGUAUCCAUCAGCCUUAAAUCGGUACGGACAAAGGGUUUCCCCCUCGCAGAGAGCACAAGAUAGUGUUCCUUAUAAAUCUCUUGGAGAUCCUAGGGGGAGGUUUCUGGGACAGAGAGGAAAUAAACUGACGAUCAGAUUGAAUGUAUUUCCGGAAACUGUGACUCCGUUUUUGCGCCAAGAAGACAAAAUAGCUGAGAGUAGUGCUAACAAGAUCAAAUUUGUGUAAAUAGACUUUUGAUAGGGACGUUAAGGUGCUCGGGAAAACAUUAU